This is a messenger RNA of Pseudo-nitzschia multistriata, 1466 nucleotides long. The record is from the annotation of a GenBank genome assembly. Lineage: Eukaryota; Bacillariophyta; Bacillariophyceae; Bacillariales; Bacillariaceae.
CUUAAAAAAUUCCGUCCAACGCAUCAUCCAACCCAUUAUAGACGGCAUCAAGCUGGGUUCACAACGUACCGACAAGAAGGACCCGAUCUCUUUGGCGGUAAGUACGAGCAAUGCUUCUUCGAACCCAUGUGGUCCCGCGAAACGUGGACUUUCCAAUCACUCACUCAUUUGUUUGUUUCUUCUCGCAAAUUUCUCAUGCAUCUUUUGGACCUUUUGCAGAGCGCAGACUCCUCGUUUGCUCAUGUUCCCCCGUGCACCAAGGCCAUCGAGGCCAUCGUUCAAGCAGUAGUCCGCAAGCCCCACACCACUGGCUACACACACGCUUGCGGCUCGCCGGAAUCUCGGUGCGCCAUUGCUUCACACCAUUCGUCUCCGGAACACCAACUGAGUCCGGAACACGUGAUUGUCACAAAUGGAUGCUCGGGGGCUUUGGAGCUUUCCCUUGAAUCACUUCUAGACCCAGGCACGACAUUGCUCGUUCCCCAGCCAGGGUUGCCCCUGUAUGAAGAAAUUUCAGCUUCGAUUGGAGCAAACGUGAUUCGAUACCGCCUCGAUCCCCACCAGGGAUGGGAAUGCGAUAUGAAUCACCUCGAAGAAAUAAUGACAAGCAAAAACGGCAAUACUUGUUGUCGCGCUAUUAGAGCUAUGGUCAUAACGAAUCCUUCGACGCAUGGAUCCGUCUUUUCCGAGACUCAUCUCACCCAAAUUCUGGGCUUUGCACUCAAGUAUCGCAUACCAAUAAUUAGCGAUGAAGUAUAUGGAGAUCUGACCUUUGGAUCGAACCGUUUCCAUCCAAUGGCUCGAUUGGCAGCCGUGCACGGACGGAAAGUUCCGAUCAUCACCACGAGCGGGUUCUCGAAACAAUUCCUGGUCCCAGGUUGGAGAAUCGGCUGGGUCGCUUUCCAGGACAAUAGUUACGGAUCGCUACGCGAAGUUGAAAAGGGAGCGCGUCGUCUGGCCAAUCUACAGCACGGUGUAUCACACCUGCAGCAAUCUGUAAUCCCGGCUCUGUUGUCCGUAUCGACCACCCCGGGACUUGCUCGCUGGAAAGAGGACUUUCGAAACGUUCUAAAAAGUCAAGCCACUCUUCUUUGUUCGAAGCUAAUGAAUGAAUGCCACUGCCUCGACAUUCGCUCUCCGCCACAAGGUUCUAUGUAUGCAAUCGUUCACUUGGAUCUGGAUUGCCUCGACGAAACGAUUCAAGACGAUAUGGACUUCGUCCGUCUUCUGGUUCGAGAAGAGAAUGUUUUUGUCCUACCGGGAAGUUCAUUCGGUGUUCCUGGGACAUUUCGUGUUGCCUAUAGUUCCUGUGAAAGAAUUCUCGAAAUGGCGUCUCAAAGAAUCAUCAACUUCUGUCACCGUCACAGAAGGGAAAAGCGAAGAGCCCACUGCAAUCAGUAAAAUGGGCAUGGUUGCUCAGGAUGGACACAGUCAAAAAUCAGUCUUCAUAAAGCUAUUGGAAGUUU